AUAAAGGACCACUGGGUCCUGGGGGGAGAGAAGGAGGCCAUGAACGAAGUCAACAUGAUGAGGAAGAUGAAUGGAGUCCGAGGGGUUCCUAAGCUCGUCGAGCAUUGGAUCGUCGAGUCCAGGAACAAAAUCGACCAAACUGCAAACUACCGGUACAAAGUUCUGCGCAGCCUUAAGAACACAUUUCGAACUCACGUUCGCCUCGUCUUGAAGCCGCGCGCGAGACCUUUGCAUCAAUUUCGCACGAGGCUAGAGUUGCUUAGUUCAAUACGCGAUAUCGUGAAGAUUCAGAAGGAUGCAGUGGAAGAGCGCAAUAUUCUCCACCGCGACUGUAGUCUGAACAAUGCGAUGAUCGAGGACGACGGGAAAGACACACACGGGAUGCUGAUAGACUGGGAG
Messenger RNA from Suillus clintonianus, 399 nucleotides. RefSeq lists its product as uncharacterized. The record is from RefSeq and is a predicted model, not a curated record. The transcript has 2 exons. NCBI's taxonomy places the organism in Eukaryota, Fungi, Basidiomycota, Agaricomycetes, Boletales, Suillaceae. The annotation marks the transcript as partial.